AUGGAAGCACCGGUCGAAAAUAGCACUGUUAACGCUAGUCCCUCUCCCAGCAUAGCCUUCUCGGCUAUCGUACAGACACUGAUUGACUCAUGCGCUGAAACAAAAAUAAUUAAAACCGAAAAUUCGGCUCAAGUUUUGGCGCAAAUCGUGAACCGCUGUUUUGCCGAAUCCAAAGACGACCUCUUCUGCGUCGGCGUCUCGGGAGGAAGCGUUCCGCAGGUGUUGGCGCGCGCUUUGCCCCAAAUGGUCACCGAAUGGCGCAAAUGGCGACUCUUGCUGUGCGACGAGCGUCUGGUGCCGGUCGACGACCCGGAGAACACGUUCGGCGUCUAUCGCUCCACUGUUCUGCCGCUCAUUCCCGAGUUGUCCGCCGACCAGUUCCUCGCCGUCGACCACUCGCUGGCGGCUGAAGACGCGGCCAAAGACUACGAGCGGCGCGUGAGAGCGGUGUUGGGCGCCGAGACGCCGGACCUCCUCCUGCUGGGGAUGGGUCCGGACGGCCACACGUGCUCUCUCUUCCCGAACCACGCGCUCUUAGAGGAGAAGGAGAAAUGGAUCGCUGCCAUCACGGAUUCGCCCAAACCGCCGCCGUCGCGCGUGACGAUGACGUUGUCUUUGGUGAAUGCGUCCAAAUGCGUGGUCUUCUUGUGUUCGGGCGCCGCGAAGGCCGAAGUGUUGCGCCGCGUUCUGGUGGACAACGACCAGUCUCUGCCCGCAGCGCGAGUGACGCCUCCCGCCGUGUAUUGGUUGGUGGACGCCGAGAGCGCGCGUCUCAUUCCCGAAGAGUUGUUGAGCGCAGAGUUGUUGUGA
This is a messenger RNA of Medioppia subpectinata, 810 nucleotides long. The record is from the annotation of a GenBank genome assembly. Lineage: Eukaryota; Metazoa; Arthropoda; Arachnida; Sarcoptiformes; Oppiidae.